AUGAGAAGCGGGAUCAAACAACUGACUCAGAGGCUGGAGAACUUUGAAAAACAUCAGAAAAUGCAAGACAGCCAGAUAGCUCCGUCCGUCUCAAGAGCACAUAGCACAUUCCCAGGGAAAUCGGAUUUAAAUCCAGUGGAACACUGCAACCGCAUUAAACUGAGAAGCGGAUGUACUGUGGGAGGUUCCCAAAUCACCACUCAGAAGGAGCUUGAAUCAGAGAAAGAGCCCUCUGUCCCGCUGCCCAAUCGAACUCAAAACAGGGAUGGAGAAGAGGCUGCUAAGAAGGUUGAAGAAACCCUUCAAAUAGUCCCACAUAAUCAGACGAUCCCUUUUCCUCAUAAGCUUAUAGCAACCCAGAAAGAUGAAGAGUUCAAUCGGAGGCAAAAAGGUGACUUCGAGACUGUAGCAUUAACAGAAAAUUACAGCGCCCUCCUUAUGGCAAACUCUCCACCGAAGCCUCAGGAUCCAGGAAGUUUCUCCCUACCGUGCAGAAUUGGUCCUGAACUUAUACCGAGAGCUUUCUGCGACUUGGGGGCCAGCGUCAGCCUACUUCCGUACUCCCUAUACAAGAAACUAGGCCUCUAG
This is a messenger RNA of Zingiber officinale, 588 nucleotides long. RefSeq lists its product as uncharacterized. The transcript is spliced from 2 exons. The record is from RefSeq and is a predicted model, not a curated record. Bases 1 to 588 code for a protein of 195 amino acids. NCBI's taxonomy places the organism in Eukaryota, Viridiplantae, Streptophyta, Magnoliopsida, Zingiberales, Zingiberaceae.